This is a messenger RNA of Pantherophis guttatus, 3987 nucleotides long. RefSeq names its product atlastin GTPase 3 (gene ATL3). NCBI's taxonomy places the organism in Eukaryota, Metazoa, Chordata, Lepidosauria, Squamata, Colubridae. The record is from RefSeq and is a predicted model, not a curated record. Gene Ontology annotation, molecular function: GTPase activity; GTP binding.
CAAGCGGCUCCGUGUCAUUCCUUCGGCAGGCGGCGGCCGCGGAGUUAGCAUCGGGGGCUCAUCAGACUGGAGGCAGCCGGAGGAGAUGCCAUGGUGGUAACCAAGCCGGGUCCUGUUCAGAUCGUCCUGGUCCACAAAGAAGAACAUUCCUUUGAGUUGGACGAGAAGGCGUUGAGCCAAGUCCUGCUGCAAGAUGCUAUCCGUGACCUUGACGUGGUGGUCGUGUCCGUGGCGGGCGCUUUCCGCAAGGGCAAGUCUUUCCUGCUGGACUUCCUCCUGCGUUACCUGUACACGCAGAAAGAAGACAGCAAAAUUGAUUGGCUGGGGGUGGAAAAUGAGCCCUUGACGGGCUUUUCGUGGCGGGGGGGCUCUGACCCCGAGACCACCGGCAUUCAGAUCUGGAGCGAAGUCUUCAUCGUGAUGAAGCCCAGCGGGAAGAAGGUCGCCGUUAUGCUGAUGGACACUCAAGGGGCCUUUGACAGCCAGUCCACCGUCAAAGACUGCGCCACCAUCUUUGCCCUCAGCACCAUGACCAGCUCCGUUCAGAUUUACAACCUGUCCCAAAACAUCCAAGAAGAUGACCUCCAGCAGCUGCAGCUCUUUACCGAAUACGGGCGUCUGGCCAUGGACGAAAUUUUUCUCAAGCCAUUCCAGACGCUGAUGUUCCUGGUGCGAGAUUGGAGUUUUCCGUACGAGUAUAACUACGGCUUGGACGGAGGCAUGAAUUUCCUCGAUAAACGUCUGGAGGUAAAAUCUCACCAGCACGAAGAGAUUCAGAAUGUUCGCAAACACAUCCAUUCCUGCUUCACCAACGUCAACUGUUUCCUCUUACCUCAUCCGGGACUCAAAGUGGCUACCAGCCCGAAUUUUGAUGGCCGUCUGAACGACAUCGCCGACGAAUUCAAGGACCAGCUGAAGCAGUUGAUCCCGUUCGUCCUGGAUCCCAGUCAGCUCUUAGAAAAGGAGAUCAACGGCUCGAAAGUAACCUGCCGAGGCCUGUUGGAGUAUUUCAAGGCUUAUAUCAAGAUUUACCAGGGGGAAGACCUGCCACACCCCAAAUCCAUGUUGCUGGCCACCGCUGAAGCCAACAAUCUGGCGGCUGUCGCUUCAGCCAAAGACCUGUAUUACAGCAGCAUGGAAAAGAUCUGUGGCGGAGACAAACCAUAUGUGGCCCCCGAGUUGCUGGAGGCAAAGCACCGGGAGCAGAACCUGCGGGCUUUGGAGCACUUCCGUCGCAUCAAGAAGAUGGGAGGCCGGGAGUUCAGCCAACGUUACGAGGACGAGUUGAUGCAGGAGCUGAGUGACCUCUUUGAAGACUUGGCCAAGCAUAACCAGAGCAAGAACAUCUUCAACACUUUCCGGACGCCCGCCAUCCUCUUCGGCAUCAUCGUGGUGCUUUACGUGACCUCGGGGAUCACCGAGUACAUUGGACUGAGUGUGGUUGCCCAGUUGUGCAACUUAAUGGUGGGGCUGUUGCUUCUUUCCCUGCUAGCCUGGGGCUACAUCCGAUACUCAGGCGAAUACCGCGAACUGGGCAUUGUGAUUGACAACACAGCGGCGUUCGUGCUGCAGAAGAUACGGGCUAUGGGGUCUCCUGUCCACCCGGCCCCCUCCAGAGAGCAGCCCCUGGCCCCACCACUGCACGGGAAGUCUCAGUGAACAAGGCGGCACGACGAGGUGCGACUCCCAAAAUGUCAUCCUUGACGGUGGAAUCACCGGAAUCUGGCUUUCCGAUCCAGGAAUCGCUUUCGCAAAGCUUCUUCAUAGACAGCCAAUCUGAGCUUCUGAGUCGGGGGCGGCGGGAUCUCUGCUCCUUUCUUCCCGCUUACCUUCCUUUGACGGACCCCUCCCCUGAUUUUUCAUUUCCCCCCACCCUCUCCCUUCAAGAAAGAAAUCUUCUGCACUUUAAAUGGGGAAACAAAACAGCCGCUCGAAAACCGUUUCCGUACCAGUUAGUGCCUUCCGUGAUGAAAAAGGAAAAACCAACCUGACCCAUUAUUGUUUCAGCUGCCGGCUUUUGUUUUCGAGGUUUGUCGGUUGUACCAAGAAGAAGAUGCCAACUCCCCUUCUCCCUCCUCCUCUCCCCGCCAAAAAAGCUCCCCCCUCCCUCCCCAGGCAUCAACCUCGGAGUGGCUAAAUUACCCAGCCUUUCUUUUGGCGAGAGUUCGGCCAAACUUCAAAAGGAUCUGCUGAGGGCCGGCCAGGCCUAGCCAAAUAAUUAAAUAUAAAUUAGGGAUGCUAUUUUGUUUUUAGUGCCUUCUCAAAACUGGACGGUGCCUGCUUCGACCCAGAGAAUCGCGCCCAGCUAGCAGCCCCACUGCCUUAGAAAAGCCGUCUCAGGAAGUUCGAAACGGAGAGAAACGGAAGAGUUCGGUGUGUUAAAACGGCUCCCGCAUCGCCGGCUUGUGUCUUUGUCUUUCUCUUUCGGUACAACGCGGUGUCUGCUUCGUCUUUGUAAUUCACCUUGUCGAAAUGCAAGGGAUCGUCUUAGCGGUCCUGCUUGGAUCUCUUUGGGAUCUCCGUCUAGAUCAGCGGUGAGCUGUGCGGGACAUUUGAGAGUUUUUCCAGGUGUGGUCGAGACAUUGUUCCUUGAAUGUAAUGUACUCUCGUCCUUUCUAGACUCACUGGGUUGAGACACAACCAGUGACCCUUAUUGGCUGUUCUUUCUGUAUUUUACUGGUAUGGAGAAUUCCCUCCCCCCUCUGUUUUUUCCAAGCUUGGGAGGGUGAAUGGUCUUGGUCUCCUCUCUGUAUAUGUGAUUGAAGGCCGUUUUCCCGUUCUGAGCCACGCUGUUUAAAUUCCGACUGUUUCCCCUUCCUUUCUUCGUUGCCCACCGAGUCAACCGUGGGAUGAUUAAUAAAAAAACUCCGUAGCAAGGAGUGUGUUCCAUUAUAGCUAGUAAACUUACCCAAAGCUCAAGGUGCCUCUGGGACCCGCUCUCCCUCUCCCCCCCCCCAAAAGUCUCGUUCUUGGAAACCUUUCUUAUAUAGGCCUCGCACCAAAAAUUAUUAUUCUGCUCCAAGCUUUUGAGUCAUUCUAGCUUCCCUCAAUCACGAAGGCUUCUCCGGAGGGCGGAAUAAGCUUUAUGCAUUCUUCCAAGGUGCCUUUUCUUUUUCUUUUUUAACCUUUUUUGCCUUAUUUUUUUGCUGCUGCAUUGGAGUCUCACUUGAUCGCAAAGCCCAAAUGUUUUGAGUCUUUUGGCCCAUUAGAGGGCAAGGGAGCAAAACGUCUGCAGAGUUCUUUCCUGGCUUAUUUCCCAAGAUCGCCCUCUGGUGGCCUUUUCCUUUCACAGCAAGUCUUAUUUUCAGUUUUGUUUUGGUUGUUGUUUUUUUUGCAUUCUACCUCUUCUUUUUUUUUUUCUUCUUUGUUUAUGGGAAGCGUCGCCCCAUUUUCUAAACAUCACAGGCCUCUAAGCUCCCAACGCAGCUUUGUUUUCUCUCAAAUGCCAACUUUUUUUUAAUGUUGGGGUUCGGCGCCUAGGGAGUCACAAGAAUUUGAGUGAGCGAGUUGAGGUGAUUCUUUAUUUUGUACGUGACACAGCUGAGUUUAAAAUCUAAAGUGUGGUAGGAAGACACAGAUCCUUCUCCUGGGUUGCGCUGGAAAACCUUAGGCCACGCGAAGAAAAUGCAGCGUGAAACACAGACCCGGGGACCAGAUUUCCUUUUAAAGGGUUGAGUGGAAAAUGGGGAGCCAUGUUUGUGUUUGAGGUUCAAUUCCCAGAAUUCCUUUGGCCGUGGCUCCUUGGAAUUCUGGGAGUUGCAGUUCAGAGAGGUAGGUAUGUGUCUGGAUGGGGAAUGGAUGCUGUCUCCUGGCUCUUUUCACUGUUUUCAGAACUCUUUUUUUUUUUUUGACAACUUUGUCAAGUCGAAAACUUUCCCCCCUGUGGACCAAUGUGGUCAGGAUGUUGAUGCUGAAUUAUAUUUAUAAAGCACAAAAAGGAAGCAUUCCACUUUGCAACUGCGAAAAUAAAAGACUGGUGUACUGAAA